Molecule: messenger RNA, 522 nt
Organism: Necator americanus (New World hookworm)
Lineage: Eukaryota; Metazoa; Nematoda; Chromadorea; Rhabditida; Ancylostomatidae
Exons: 7
Coding region: 1-522 (173 amino acids)
Molecular function (GO): serine-type endopeptidase inhibitor activity
Source: RefSeq, a predicted model, not a curated record
AUGAAAGUCGCAGCUCUCUGCGCUAUCGUUGUGACCGUCAUUGGGAAUCAAUGUUCACAGCCUCUUCUUCGUGGGUCCUGUUUUUCACUUAUACCUCGUUACGGAUACGACCAAACGAAAACAAAAUGCGUGCAGUUUUUCUACAGCGGUUGUGGAGGAAAUACGAAUAAUUUUGAGACGAAAGAAGAUUGCCAAGAAAUGUGCGAAAGUGACGAUCCCGGUCUAAUGCCUCCUUUGGAUGAGUCAUUUUUCAGAAGGGAUCCAGUAGGUUCUGUUGAGAACAUUUGUACGCUGCCAAUACAAAGAGGAAGAUGUCUAGCACACAAGUUGCGAUAUGCAUUCGACUCAGACUUUGGCAGAUGCGUACCUUUCAGCUACGGUGGAUGUGGAGGAAAUUCAAACAGAUUUGAAACGUUGCUUUCUUGUGAGCUUGCAUGUGCAAGUUGUGGUACGUGGUGGUCUGCUGCGUUAACAAGUCUAGCUAAUGAGGCUCUGACGAAGACGAUAACGCCGAAACGUUAG